This is a messenger RNA of Vigna angularis (adzuki bean), 993 nucleotides long. RefSeq lists its product as uncharacterized. Gene Ontology annotation, biological process: proteolysis. The transcript has a single exon. Lineage: Eukaryota; Viridiplantae; Streptophyta; Magnoliopsida; Fabales; Fabaceae. The coding region runs from base 1 to 993 and encodes 330 amino acids. Gene Ontology annotation, molecular function: aspartic-type endopeptidase activity. The record is from RefSeq and is a predicted model, not a curated record.
AUGCCUUCAUAUGUUAAAUUUUUGAAGGAGUUCCUUACAAAGAAAAGAAAGUACAUUGAAGAAGAAACCAUUGAAGUUCAAGGAAACUGCAGUGCUAUCAUACAAAAGCUCUUACCCCCCAAGUAUAAAGAUCCAAGAAGCUUCAAUAUUCCUUGCACUAUAGGGAAUAUCUCUGUUGGGAAAGCACUUAUUGAUCUGGGAGCCAGUAUUAAUGUCAUGUCGCUCUCCAUGUUUGAAAAGAUUCAAGGGUUGGAACUCAAGCCUACUCGGAUGACUCUUCAACUUGUAGACAGAUCCUUGAAAUAUCCUUAUGGGGUAGCUGAAGAUGUGCUUAUGAAGGUAGAUAAAUUUCUUUUUCCUAUGGACUUUGUCAUCAUGGAGAUGGAGGAGGACGUGAAUGUACCUCUUAUUCUUGGGAGACCUUUCAUGAAAACAUCAAGAGUUUUGAUUGAUGUGGAAAAUGGAAAAUUGAAGGUGAGAAUGCAAGAUGAAGAAGUAAAUUUUGAUGUCUUUCAAGCCAUGUCUCACCCAAAAGAUGAUAAGGAAUGUUUUCAUCUUGAUUCUCUUGAUGAAAUUUGUAUAAUACAAGAGAACAAAGCAAGUAAUACUCUUUCUUUGGAAGAGAUGCUAGUCGACACCUGUGAAGAGUUUAAUGAAAAAGAAGAGGAACUAAUUGAUGAAUGCAUGACUGAUUUGGAAGAAUUAAAAAAAGUUCCUUUGCAAAAUACAGAAGUAAAAGCCAAGGUAAGCAAAAUCGAGCUGAAGAUGUUACUGCUACACUUGAAAUAUGUGUUUUUAGAAGAAGGUGGAAACAAACCAGUUAUCAUCAGCAACUCUCUCUCUCCCAAAGAAGAAGAAAAGUUAGUAGAAAUACUCAAAGCCAACAAAGGAGCUAUUGGAUGGUCAAUCUCAGAUCUCAAAGGUAUAAGUCCAACAUAUUGCAUGCACAAGAUAUUCAUGGAGGAUGAUUACAAACCAGUUGCUCAACCAUAG